CUUUAUAAAACAUGUUUCGUUUGAUAAAGACGAGGGGAGACGACGAGCAUUGAACACAACUGUGAGGAGAGUUGCGUUUACUGCACAAAAGACGUUUGUUUAUUGUGUUAUUUCUGAAAUCUAUAAUAAACAACGCCACCUUCCGAAACACAUGUGAAAUGCACCGAAACGUCACGGGACGGUUAAGGAUCUCGACCUAUGAACUCGACUCACGUUUCGCGUCAGCCAUCCCUGAGAAAUAAUAAUAUAUUUCCUCACAAACGCGGAUUAUUUAGCUUACCGAAGCCUCUCGGUAAUUGAUUUGCAUUUAAAGAAAACAUUUAUAAUCUCCUUUCACGCAUAUUGUUGUGUUACGACAUCAGUUUUUUCUGCUGCUUCUACUUCCUCCUUUUGAACAAGCUUUCACUUUUACAAAAGUGCGGCAAUAAUGUCGUUACCAAGUCCAACAUCAGAGACAGAAGGCCUAACAAAGAGAAGAAAAGGAAGCUUUGAUAGGGACGUACCAAAUAUGUCUUUAAGAAUCGUUCUUGUAGGAAGAACUGGAGCUGGUAAAAGCUCUUCAGGAAACACAAUCCUGGGCAGUAGAUCUUUCAGAGCAGCUAAAGGUGCUUCAUCUGUUACCAAAGAAUGCUGGAAGGAGACAGGAGAGGUGGCCGGGAGAGCGAUCACGCUCAUUGAUACACCUGGACUGUUUGAUACUGAAACUUCAGAAGAGUUUCUCACACAAGAGAUCAGUAAGUGUGUGAACAUGACAGCACCAGGACCUCAUGCCAUUGUCCUGGUCAUUCAGCCGGGUCCAUUCACAGAAGAGGAGAGGAUGUCAGUGCAGAAGAUCAGAGCUAUAUUUGGAGAAGAAGCAGAUAAACACACAAUCAUCCUCUUUACUCACGGUGAUGAACUGACAAGCACUAUUGAGGAAUACAUCAGUGAAGGCAAUAAAGACCUGCAAGAAAUCUUCAGGCGCUGUGGAGGAAGAUUUCAUGUCUUUAAUAAUAAAGAAACUGAAGAUCGCAUGCAGGUUCUGGAGCUCCUGAAGAAAGUAGAUGACAUGGUCACGGCUAAUAAAGGUGGAUAUUACACCAGUGACUCUUACAGAGAAGUGGAGACCACACUGAAGACCAAAGAAGAAGAACUGAAGAAACUCUAUGAAAAGAAACUAAUUGACAAACAGAGGGAACUAGAAUCCAGAUUUAAUGAGGAGAAGAGAAAUCUCCAGGAGAAAAUAGACAGACUAACAGCAUCUGAACAGGAAAAAGAAAAGAAGAUUAAAGAUCUAGAGGAACUGAAUCAGAGGAACAGAUCUAUAAUGAUUGAGUACAAGCGUUAUUAUGAGACAAAGCUCAGAGAAGUUAGACAGGAGGCAGAACUACAGACUCGUAUCAGUGAAACUAAGAUGACAAAGAUCCUUACCAAGUUACUUAACCUCCAACUCUAAUCAUGUCAGUUCAUCUGGUUAUCUUUCUGCUUAUCAAAUUCACCUGUUUAUAUGUAAUUGUUGUAUAAUUGCAGAAGACAGAGUUUAAAUGUGAGGGGAGCUGUAAUGAAGCGCUACAGGCCAUAGACAUUAUAUACGUAGACACCUCAUGACGUGCUGGAGCGUUAUCGUUUGUCGCUGCCAUAUUGGUUGGGUCUCCUCACUCUAUACGCUAAAGAGUCAAUCGGAGUCAACGGAGAGCGAACAACUAUGCCAGUAUUUUGUGCAUCUUACCGUUGCAAUAACCGGUGCAGUAUUGAUACCAGAUCGCAUGUGAUUAUCUUUCGCAAGUAAGAUUGAACAAUAUUUUUGGUUAUUUUAACAUUUAUAAUAUUAUGUCAUAGUAACUUACGUUACUUACGUGUAACCAAACCGUGUGAAGACAUGGUAAAUAUUCGGAGACUGAUGAUUAUUGUAGUUGGGGAUACACUUUCCUCUGUAGAAAUAAAUGCAGGGGGCGCAUUGGGGACCAAGAUGGCCGCCGCCCUGAUACGUCAGCUCAAAUAGGCAGCGUUAGUCUAUGAGGCGUCUACGUAUAUAAUGUCUAUGCUACGAGCCAUUCAAAUGUGUGCGUGAAUCAAAAAAGUGAGUUAUUUAUGAGAGAAAUAUUCUCCAGAGCAUCCUACAGGAUAUCACCGUUAGGGAGAUUUAAAUUUGAGUUAAGAUUGUUUAUCAAAUGUUAAUUAUAUCCAUGAUAAUCCGUGCAUCGAUUAAUUCAUUUUGAUUAUAUUGCUCUUUUAUUCCAUUUACUUACUGUGUAAAUUAGUAUAUUGUAUUGUAUAUGGUUGUAAUAUAAACAUUGAAUUUGAGCAGUUAUCUAAAUAUUUUUUGUAGAUUUAAUAUUCCACAGUCAUUACUUUGCCCAUUGUUAAUGCUACUCUGACAAUAAUUUUAUAAUUUUUUGCUAAAUGCAUUUAUAAGUAUUUAAAGUUAUAUUUGCAUAGUUUAUUGUCUCUCAUGUCUAUCAAUUUUAUGU
Paramisgurnus dabryanus is the source of this 2450-nucleotide messenger RNA. It is a transcript of the gene gimap, whose product is annotated as GTPase IMAP family member 7. NCBI's taxonomy places the organism in Eukaryota, Metazoa, Chordata, Actinopteri, Cypriniformes, Cobitidae. Gene Ontology annotation, molecular function: GTP binding. The record is from RefSeq and is a predicted model, not a curated record.